AUGUCCAACGCGUCUCUUCUUCAAGACCUCUCAGUGGACCAUCGCAGUCCCGUCUUAAGCACAAGAUCCGGCGAAAUUUUUUGCUGUCUGAAAGAUUCAGCGGUCGCGGGACAUCCAGGGGCGCUUUUCUAUCUCGCUCAAUGCUGCGAGCUCGGGGUCAGCACCGCACAAGACACGUUCCGAGCCGAGGGGCUCUACAGAAAGGCAGCCUUCGAUGGCUGCAAGGAGGCUCAAGAGGCCCUUGUGCUGCUCUACACCAUGGACGAUGAUCGGUUUCCGUGGGGCAUCAACGCAGCAAACUUCUGGAGGCAUUACAGGCCGGGCACGCAGCAGGUUGCCGAGAGUCAGUUUGAAGUUGGCAUUUGUUACGCCAACGGACAUGGAGUGCCCCGGGAAGAUACCAAGGCAGCCGAGUGGCUCGCCAAAGCCGCCCAACAGGGCCAUGCAGCUGCUCAGUACACUCUCAGUCUCUGCUACAAUGACGGCAUCGGGGUUCACAAAGAUCGAUCAGCGGCCGCACACUGGCUGACCAAGGCGGCAGAGCACGGUCACCCCGAUGCCCAGUACCGUCUUGGAAAGCACCACCUCAAUGGCCGCAGGACAGCAACCGAUCUAAUCCUUGCCGUCAACUGGCUUGCCCAAGCCGCCGAGCUGGGACACGUGGAGGCUCAGUACAUGCUCGGGUCCAUGUUUUAUCACGGCCAUGGUGCCCCGCGGGACUGGGCAAAGGCCAUCGAUUGGUUUGCUAAAGCCUGGGCCGGUGGACACCCACAGGCGCAGGAAGCCCUCGAUCGCCUGAGACGCGAAACGAGCUGCGUUGCUACGUUUGAUGACCUCGCUCGUCCUUGA
Messenger RNA from Polychytrium aggregatum, 849 nucleotides. RefSeq lists its product as uncharacterized. The coding region runs from base 1 to 849 and encodes 282 amino acids. The transcript has a single exon. Gene Ontology annotation, molecular function: protein binding. The record is from RefSeq and is a predicted model, not a curated record. NCBI's taxonomy places the organism in Eukaryota, Fungi, Chytridiomycota, Chytridiomycetes, Polychytriales.